AUGCUCUUGCCCGGGGACACACAAUAUGAGGCGCGAAUCGAAUCGUGGUGGUCAGCAAGCUCACGUCUGCGACCAUGUUGCAUUAUCCAGCCCCGAACCAAGCAAGAUGUCGCCGUCACGCUUCAAGCAUUGGCUCGUUGUGGUCACGGCGGCUUUGCCGUUAGGAGCGGUGGUCACAGCCACUGGGCAGGUGGGAGCAACAUCGUCGACGGCGUCACCAUUGACCUCGUCUACUUCAACGCGGUUUCCUACAACCCCAUCCUCAAGGUCGCCUCUAUUGGACCUGCGCAGACAUGGGGCAACGUCUACAAAGUCCUCGAGUCGGAAGGCGUCAUGGUCGCAGGCGGCCGGGAUGCCGACGUCGGUGUCGGGGGCCUCUUGACUGGCGGCGGGAACUCAUACUACGCCGAUCGAAAGGGCUUCGCCUGCGACAAUGUUGUCAACGCCGAAGUUGUUCUCGCCAACGGCACGAUUGUUGAGGCUAAUGAAAACGCCAAUGAAGACUUGUGGAGAGCUCUCAAGGGCGGCUUGAGCAACUUUGGCAUCGUCACAUCACAAGAAGCAGCCUUCAUUAUCAACUUCACACACCAACCAAGCUUAUCCUCCGACAUCAUCGUGGCCCACGUCCUGGUCGACACGGACGGAGUGCAGGAGGCUCGUGUGUUUGAUGAGGUGCAGAGGAUUCCGGCGUUCUUCAGCGACCUCAAGACACGUACGAUGAGCGGCAUCGCCAACGACUACAUUCUUCCUUCUGGCUUGAGAAACGUAUGGUUUACCCUAACCUUUCGCAACGACAAGCGUGUCGUCAAAGCCGCAGCCGAGAUGCACGAAACCCUAGUCGAAGAUUUGCUCCAGAGCAUCCCGGCGGACGAUCUUGUCACUCAGAGCCUGUUCCAGCCUCUACCCACAUUGUUCGCCGAUAUUGGAGCCGUGAAGGGCGGCAACGUCCUCGGCCUCGACAUGGUCAAGGACAAUUCUCUGCUCUGGCUUUGUGCCGCGUCAUGUCGCACCACUGAGCAAGAGUCAAUCAUUUACGACCGAUGCCGCAUCAUGACGGCGAAUUUGAAGCGAUAUGCGGAGUCAAUCUCAGCCAUCGUUCCUUGGAUAUAUGUCAAUUACGCGGACCCAAGUCAGGACGCUCUCAGCAGCUACGGAGAAGACAACGUCCUAUUCAUGCGGCAGGUUGCCCAGAAGUAUGAUCCCCAUGGAUUAUUUCAGAACUUGCUGUCGGGGUCAUUCAGAUUGCCCAAGUGCUGA
Molecule: messenger RNA, 1257 nt
Organism: Purpureocillium takamizusanense
Lineage: Eukaryota; Fungi; Ascomycota; Sordariomycetes; Hypocreales; Ophiocordycipitaceae
Exons: 3
Coding region: 1-1257 (418 amino acids)
Molecular function (GO): FAD binding
Source: RefSeq, a predicted model, not a curated record